Messenger RNA from Hibiscus syriacus, 2888 nucleotides. RefSeq names its product probable protein S-acyltransferase 19. The record is from RefSeq and is a predicted model, not a curated record. The coding region runs from base 399 to 2600 and encodes 733 amino acids. The transcript is spliced from 9 exons. Gene Ontology annotation, cellular component: Golgi apparatus; endoplasmic reticulum. Gene Ontology annotation, molecular function: protein-cysteine S-palmitoyltransferase activity. NCBI's taxonomy places the organism in Eukaryota, Viridiplantae, Streptophyta, Magnoliopsida, Malvales, Malvaceae. Gene Ontology annotation, biological process: peptidyl-L-cysteine S-palmitoylation; protein targeting to membrane.
UCUCUUUUGUCAAUUUGCUUAUUUUUUUCAACAGUUUCUCACAUUCUCUACUUUCCAUAACUCAUCUUCUAUCUUUCACCCUUUCCCUUAAAUGCUGCCCCCUUCUGUCUUGCUUUAUUUAUUGCUUUCAUUUGUUUUUCAUAGACUAACUCUUCACUUCAUACUGUGAGCCCAUUGCUAACAUUCUAUCUUUUUUCUGAUUUUUUUUCCCGUGGGUUCUUAAUUUGGUCUUUGGUUACUAAGAGGGAAACCCAUUUUUCUUUCUCCUUCUGUCUCUCCCAAAAGUAUUUAGUUCGUGUGUUUGUCAUGGGAAUCUGUCCUUAGGGUCUUUCUUUUUUGUAGGUAGGGUUUUGGGUUUUCUGGGUAGGUGUUAGGGGUGUGGAUUUUGCAGGGCAGUUAUGGUGAGGAAGCAUGGGUGGCAACUACCUGCUCACACCUUUCAGGUUGUUGCAAUUACUGUGUUCUGCUUGUUAGUGGUUGCAUUUUAUGCUUUCUUCGCUCCUUUCCUUUGGGGGCGCAUCUGGGAAUAUGCUCUGGUUGCAGCUUACUCACUCGUGGCACUCCUUGUUUUUAUACUUUAUGUUCGGUGCACUGCAAUUAACCCAGCUGAUCCUGGCAUCAUGUCAAAAUUUAACGGUGGAUCAAACAAAUUUGAAAACCAAGGUUUGCCAGCGAAGGAUUUACCCAGAAAGUAUGAUGAGUUUGGCAGUGGGCUGCAUUCAUCACCAUCAACUGUUUCCAGAAGUUCCAGGGCAGCACCGAACUCAAGUAUGAAAGGUUCAGUGGGAGAUCCUGGAAAUAUAGAUGCUUCAACACAGUAUGCAAGCAGGAAAUCUUGUUGCAUUGGAGGAAUCUUUUGUGCUUUAUUUGUUCAUGAAGAUUGUGGCAAGCAGGAACCACCUGCUAAGCAAGGCAAUGAAGAUGCUUUGUUCUGCACAUUGUGCAAUGCCGAGGUGCGCAAGUUUAGUAAACAUUGUAGAAGUUGUGAUAAAUGUGUAGAUGGUUUUGAUCAUCACUGCCGGUGGCUAAACAAUUGUGUAGGACAAAAAAAUUAUUUCACAUUCAUCUCUCUCAUGGCCAUCAGUAUUGUUUGGCUAGUUAUGGAAGCUGGCGUCGGUAUUGCUGUCUUAGUUCGUUGCUUCGUUAACGAGAAGGGAAUGGAGACAGAGAUUAUUCAUAGGCUUGGAAAUGGUUUUUCUCGUGCUCCAUUUGCAACAGUUGUGGCGGUAUGUACUGCAGUUUCUGUCCUGGCUUGUGUACCACUGGGUGAACUUUUCUUCUUUCACAUUAUACUAAUCAGAAAGGGUAUCACAACCUACGAAUAUGUUGUGGCAAUGAGAGCAAUGAGUGAAGCGCCUGCUGGAGCAUCUGUGGAUGAGGAAAUGCCGAAUCUGAUGUAUUCUCCAUCUGGAUCAGCUACAACCGGCAUGAGCGGUGGAAGUUCCCUUGGCCUGCAGUACAAGGGGGCAUGGUGUACCCCUCCUAGAGUUUUUGUGGAUUAUCAGCUACAUCAGGAUGAGGUAGUGCCCCAUUUGGAGCCUGGAAUGCUCCCAUCCACUGUUGACCCUGAUGCAGCUGGUUUUGCAGAAAGAGGGAACAAGGGACCCAAAAGGCCUGUUCGUAUUAGUGCGUGGAAGCUGGCCAAGUUAGAUUCUGCUGACGCCAUGAGGGCAGCAGCCAGAGCAAGAGCAUCUUCUUCUGUUCUACGGUCUGUUGAUAACCGUCGAAUGGGAGAUCCUGACCUUAGUUCCAGCGGAAACAUGAGCAUCAGAAGUAGUAUUAGCACAGAUACAGGUGCAAAUAAAGAGAUAAAGAAUGAUCAGCGAUUAUCGCCACUAGGAAACUCUUUUGCUCUGAGUCAAGGUAGCCGUGAUGGGUAUGAAACAGGAACUCAGAGUGUCAGUAGCUUCAGCAGUCCAAGCCACAUUCAUGAGACAGUCACGCUUAGCCCGCUACCUCAACCUCAAGGUGGUCGUUUCAAUAUAGCUACCUCCGCUCUCGACAUGCCAGAUCGUACCUUUAUGUCUAAUGCUCGAUUACCUGAUACCAACAAUCCCGUCAGGCCUGGCCCAUCUGCUUCUGAUGAAAGGGUAAUGCAUAAGGGUGGGACUGUUGAUCCAUUGUUGCUUUCUGCUCCUGCCACUUCCCUUCUUAGAGAUGUCAAAAGGACUUCAGUUGUAUGGGAUCAAGAAGCUGGUAGGUAUGUAUCUGUCCCUGUCACUGCCACUGAUGCUCGGAAUAGGUUAUCCAUGCAAAUGGGUUUGCCAAAUUCUAGUGGAGAAACUAGCACGCAGACUAGAAGGGCAGUUUUUUCAACGCAUGAGUCAUCUUUGGCAGCAAGGGGUCCGGCACUACAGGCAGAGAAGCUAUUGUAUACAGGAGACUCGAUUUUCUUUGGUGGCCCACUUUUGAGUGUCCCGGUUAGAGAUAAUUUGAGAAGUGAUAAGGGUUUGUGUUCAAGGGAAGCUCAAGAAAAUGUAGGUCUGAACUUGCCUCGAGAGUCUAGAUUCAAAAGGGACUCGAUCUCGAACCAACUUCCUGUGUUUGUCCCAGGAGGCUUUGAAAACAACCCCGCCGCAUCUGGUUCUGUCUUCAAGUAGACUUAAACUCCUAACAAAGUCAUCAAGAUUAGCGUGAAAGGACAACAGAGAUCAAAGAAACCUCCUGGACGAGAUGCUUGUGCGCAGGAACCUUGCAGUUUUGAGAUUUUGCAAACUAGAUUAUUGCAUGGUUUAAGCGGUCUCUUCUCAAAUGAUUUAAACGAUUCACCACUGAAAAAGCUCGAAAACUUAAAAUUUCCACAAGAAAAUGUAAAUUCUGUUGGAUAUUGUACUGCUGCUUGUAAGAUGAUUUUUAAGAUUUAUAGUUGAUGGUUAGAAACAUUUGUU